CGGUCAGGUGCAAAGUUGUCCAUCUCCAUUUCAAUAAAAGAAAAAAACAGCGAAAAGUUGUAGAGAAAAAUAAAUACAUGAAUACUACCGCCAAGGUGUUUGUCGGCAGCCUGCCGCGCUGCAAGCCGGAGGAGCUGCGUCGACUGUUCACCAACUAUGGAUCGGUCGUUGAGUGCGACGUGAUGAACCGCUGCGCCUUCGUCCACCUGGAGAACACGGACAUGGCGGAGGCGGCCAUCGCCGCGCUGAAUGGCACCAUCUUCAAGGGCCAGCCCAUCGUGGUGGAGGCGGGCAGGCCAAAGUACGGCCCAGGAGCUGGCAGUCGAGGUCAGCCGGGCUCUGGUGACAAUCCGGGGCGCAGGCCUUCGCAGAUUCAAGGUGGCGGAGCGGACCAGAGACCUCAUGAAUCAGGUACCAACUUCAAGCGCAAUUUUCGUGAGGAAGUCGGUGACAGAUACUCCAACGAAGGCCCAAGGAGCUCCAACUCCUCGGCCGCCAAAUUUGGACCCGUGAGAAACGAGUCCAACUACAGACAACAGCGCAGUGCUCCAUACUCGAAAGGACCACCGAACAAUGAGUCUUCCAAUCAGGGACAGGGAUUUAGGAACAAAUUUGCAGGUGGUGGCAAGUUCGGUGGAAGCGCGGGCAACGAGGGACGCUUCGGCAACAAUCGGUUUCAACAGCGGGACAACAGUGGACCCCCGCCUGGCAGAAGAAACUUCAAGAACAGUCCAACCAGUGGAUAUAGAGGAGGAGGCAAUACUAGUGACUUCCAGGGAGGCAGCUCCAGCAGUGUGGGAGGAGGAUCCGUAAAUCAGAGGGUCGGCGGCGGCGGACCAGGUCCAAGCAAUAUGCGACAGGAUCGACGUGGAUUUGCCCUGCCUGUAGAGCAUCAGCAGCAGCAAAUGGGCUUCGGACGCUUUGGCAAUGGACCCAUGAACUCUGGCAAUCGUGGGAGUAAUGGAGGAAAUCCACCAGGAGGACGUGGUUUCUUCAAUGGAGGAGGAGGCGGAUUCAAUGACAGACGCGGUAGUAGUCACGAAACAAGCAGUCCCCAAGGAGGCCCAGGAGGCCCAAGCAAGCGCGGAGGUUCAGGAGGUAGAAAUCACAAUCAGAAUGACUUAAAUGCAUAUCACUCGGAGUUUCCGCCUUUGGGCAGUGGCGGCGGAGGACCAGGCCAAAGAAACCGCUUCAACGGACCCAGAUCCGGGCCAAAUAUGGGCGGCAAUAGAAGAUUUUAAGAAAGUGCAAUGCCGCAACGAUGUUUGCCAGUCCUCGUGUACUCCACUUAAUAAUGUAAUAGCCGAAUUUUGUUUUUCAUUGUUUCGCGCCAAGAAUCUUUUUAGUUAAGCCAACGACGACUUUUAAUUUGUCCUAUAGCCGUGUACUUUUAAGACCACAUCAACAGUAUAUUUGUUAUUCGUAGUCUAAGAUUGUUUCGAUAUUUAUGCAAUACUUAAAUAAUCAUAUUUCUUGUGUGCAACUAGAUACAAGUCAAUCAAUACAAUCAUAAACACCA
Drosophila mauritiana is the source of this 1519-nucleotide messenger RNA. RefSeq names its product RNA-binding protein lark. The record is from RefSeq and is a predicted model, not a curated record. NCBI's taxonomy places the organism in Eukaryota, Metazoa, Arthropoda, Insecta, Diptera, Drosophilidae. Bases 78 to 1241 code for a protein of 387 amino acids. The transcript has 5 exons. Gene Ontology annotation, molecular function: RNA binding.